Messenger RNA from Diospyros lotus (date-plum), 1194 nucleotides. Its product is annotated as cytochrome c-type biogenesis protein CcmE homolog, mitochondrial. Gene Ontology annotation, cellular component: plasma membrane. Lineage: Eukaryota; Viridiplantae; Streptophyta; Magnoliopsida; Ericales; Ebenaceae. The record is from RefSeq and is a predicted model, not a curated record. The transcript has a single exon. Gene Ontology annotation, biological process: protein-heme linkage; cytochrome complex assembly. Gene Ontology annotation, molecular function: heme binding. Bases 97 to 873 code for a protein of 258 amino acids.
AGCUAAUCACGCGCCUCCGUGGAAACCCCUCAAAACCCCCCUCUUUUCCUUUCUUUCACUUUCUCCCCUUUAGAAAAUUUUCCCGAGAAAAUCGCGAUGGCCUGCGCACUAAGCUCCCGAUUCGCUGCUCGUCUUCUCCGCCGCCACUUCCACUCUCACCACCACCAUCCUCCAAUCUUCUCCCUCUCCUCCAACUUCCCACCCUCGAUCUCCUCCGCCAUCCUCCAAUCUGAGCCGUCCAUCACCGCCUCCGACCUCCCUUUGGGCUUCCGCUUCUUCUCGAUCGCCCGGCGGCAACCUGUCCGCUCGAACCGGGUGGACAUCGGCGCCCGAGCGCGGCAGCUCCAGCAGCGCCGGCUCUGGACUUACGCCCUGACCUUUAGCUGCAUCGCGGGUUUCGUCGUGAUCGUGCUCAACAAUUUCCAGGACCAAUUGGUCUUCUAUGUGACCCCAACCGAUGCUCUCGCCAAAUACAACGCAAACCCUACCAAGAACAAGUUCCGGCUCGGUGGUCUGGUGCUCGAAGGCAGUGUCGCCCACCCGGCCAACUCCACCGAGAUGGAGUUCGUCAUCACCGACCUAAUCACCGACAUCUUGGUCCGAUACCAGGGCUCCUUGCCCGACUUGUUCCGUGAAGGCCAUUCGGUGGUGGUGGAAGGCUUUGUUAAGCCUAUUCCGGAGGAGAUCAAGAGAGAGGUGCCUCCUAAGAACGUUUCGGGCAAGGCGAGGAGCGGCGAGUGUUAUUUUGCGGCCACGGAGGUGCUGGCGAAGCAUGAUGAAAAGUAUAUGCCACAGGAGGUCGCGGCCGCGAUUGAGAAGAAUAAGAGGAAGAUUGAGGCUGGAGGGCAUGAGGAGGAGAUUGCUAAGAGCUAGAUCAAUGGGUAAUACCACAAUUUUGGUUUUAUAGAAUCAUAUAUUUAUAUAACUUGACAAUUAUACAAUUGUUUUGAACCACAUUUGGUGCCAGAAAAAUUCUUCGUUCUUUCUUGAAUUGAGGGAGGGAGAUAAUAGUUUACAGUUGAUUGAGGUUUUUAGGUUUCGAUUCUGUUGUAUUGCCAACAAUCUUCGUUGUCUGUAAUCAUCCCAUUGUUUUGCCCACAUGAAUAUGUGGGGUUGAUGCUCAAGUUAUGUGGAUUAUGAAUAAAAGCCUUAUGAUGGAUUUUAUCUGCAACCUUGCUUUUGACCUUUUUUCUG